This is a messenger RNA of Pseudoliparis swirei, 3684 nucleotides long. It is a transcript of the gene sh2b1, whose product is annotated as SH2B adaptor protein 1. Gene Ontology annotation, cellular component: plasma membrane. NCBI's taxonomy places the organism in Eukaryota, Metazoa, Chordata, Actinopteri, Perciformes, Liparidae. Gene Ontology annotation, biological process: intracellular signal transduction. Gene Ontology annotation, molecular function: transmembrane receptor protein tyrosine kinase adaptor activity. The record is from RefSeq and is a predicted model, not a curated record.
GCAGCGAGCGAGAAGAAACGUUGUCCAAGGCAAGGCGAAUAGCAAUAUUCACAUAUAGCAACAACAACAACCUUUUUUCACGAACAAUCAUUGCUCGGUUAUGUAGACCGGAAGGACGAAGAAGUGUGAGCCACGUUCCAGCACCAGAGACGCGGAGGGAAAUCCCGGACUGUGAUGUGCAGGAUGCGGCUGCUGGUGAACGACCUCCGACCUCCAGCUGCCUGAGGCCCUGAAGUGAAGCGGAGCUCUUCUUCUUCUGCUGGUUCAUUUCAAGUCUGGUUCCCCUGAUGGGCUGAGCCCCCCCCUCUCUGAAGUGAUCUGAUCGGGAUGAACGGCUCUCUGUUGACCCCGCCCAGCCCGCGGGUGGCUAGCUCCUCCCCUUUACCUCCCUCCCCCUCCCCCUCCCUUCCGUCUCCCUCCAUGCUGCCCCUGUCCCCCCGCCCCCCCCCCUCUGCCCCCCCUGGUGAGCCGCCCCCCCUGUCGGACACGCCCACGCCGUCCCCCUCGCCGUGCCUGAGCUGGACGGAGUUCUGCGAGCUCCACGCCCGCGUGGCGGCCGGCGACUUCGCGCGCCACUACCGGGCGUUCCUCCUGGAGAACCCGCACUACUCGCCGGACUCGGCCGCCGCCUUCUGCCGGCGCUUCACCGACCGCUUCGUCCGCCACUUCCAGAGCGAGCUGGAGGGGGCGCUCCCGCCGAGCUGCGCCUCCGCGAUGGACGACAUGGCGAGCUGGGCUCCCCGGUCGGACGCCGCCUCCCUGGAAGAGGAGGCGGUCUCGCCCCUGUCGGCGUCCGGCGGCGCCGCCCUCCCGCGCCCCCCGACCGACGCCGCGCGGCCGCCGGCUCGACUGGUGCUGGAGAGCCGCUGCGGGGACCGGUUCCAAGACGCCUACGCCCAGGGCCACAUCCCGCCGCCGUCGUCCUCGUCGUCCUGCUGCUCCUCGGUGGGAGGGAACAACGGGCGCCGCGAGGAGAGGGGCGCCGCCGUCGCCCCCGGCAACGGAGAAGCCCCCGUGGAGGAGGAGGAGGACAGCUGGUUGGGCGCGGCGUCCGUCGGGGAAGACGCGGAGCCGGAAGAGCGGGAGGCGGACGACCCCUCCUACGCCUCCGAGAGCGCGCCGGCCUCGCCGCCGGGCGCCAGAGGCGGCGGCGCGCCCAACGCCAAGAACAAGCUGAAGAAGCGCUUCUCUCUGCGCAGCGUGGGGCGCAGCGUGCGCGGCAGCGUGCGCGGCAUCCUGCACUGGCGCAGCGCGUCCAGCGACGCGGCGCAGAGCGCGCUGCCCUCCAGCUACAGCUACAGCGUGGGCGCCGCGCCCGCCUCCUCCAUGCCCGUGUCCCUGUCCAUGCCGCUCUCCCUGCCCCACUCCUCCUCCUCCUCGCUGCCGCCCUCCUCCUCCAGCAGCGCCGCCUCCCUGUCUCUGUCGGAGGCGGCGAGGGACCGGCGGCGGAGCAACGGCGAGGGCGGCGAGAAGGAGAAGUGGAGCCUCCGCCUGGAGAAGCUCAGGCUGUCGCGCUCGCCGCCGCCCACGCUCACGCUGACCGGCCCCCACUCCGCCGCCACGCUGCCGCCCAGCAGCGCCGCCGCCGCCGCCGCCGGACCCCCGAGGAAGGCGGGCCGGCUGGUGAGGAACGGCGUGGCGUCGCCCACCAGUUUCGCCGCCGGCAGCCACGGCUUCUCCGGCUUCUCCUUCGGCCUGCUGCACCACGCCGACAACAACUCGGCCUCCUCGGCGGGCGGCGCGCUGCAGCCGCUGGCCUGCGGGGGCGCCGCGCCCUGGAGAGGAGGCCGCUGGCACAAGUGUCGCCUGGUGCUCCGAGAGAGAGACCGGGAGGGGGGCGAGCGAGGGGAGGAGUACUACCUGGAGUUCUUCAUCCCACCCAAAGCGUCGAAGCCCCGCCUCAGCGUGCCGUGCUGCUCCAUGGGGGACGUGAGGAGCACCACGGCGCUGGAGGUCCCGGACAAGGAGAACACCUUCCUGCUGCAGCUGGAAGGGUCGGUGCAGUACGUGAUCGAGACGCGUGACGCCGUUCAGAUGAGAGCCUGGCUGAGCGACAUCAGGAACGGCAUCUGUCUCAGUGAGCAGGAGGGCCCUGAAGGGCCUCUGGGGCCUCUGGACCUCAGCGGGAUGCCGGACAUGGUGGACCGCCUCUCUCAAGUGUGUUACGGAGGCAUCGGAGGCUCCUCCCCUCUGAUGGAUCCUCUCCCACCAGAGCUGCCACCUCGAGCCCCUCUCGACGAACCAGACGGACGGGUUCUCGGCGGGGGCGGAGUCAGCACACCUUUCGCUGAGACGCCGGACGCAACAGGCUCCUUCCUGUUCUCGGAGGUGACCCCUGCGGAGGCCGUGGAGCACCCGCUCAGCGAGUGCCAGUGGUUCCACGGCACCCUGUCGCGCCUUAAAGCCGCGCAGCUGGUGUUGGCCGGCGGCCCGGCGAGCCACGGCGUGUUCCUGGUUCGCCAGAGCGAGACGCGGCGCGGCGAGUACGUCCUCACCUUCAACUUCCAGGGCAAGGCCAAGCAUCUGCGUCUGUCCCUGAAUGAGGACGGUCAGUGCCGUGUGCAGCACCUCUGGUUCCAGUCCAUCUUCGACAUGCUGGAGCACUUCCGGGUUCAUCCCAUCCCGCUGGAGUCCGGCGGCGCCUCCGACGUCACGCUCAUCAGCUUCGUGGGCGCCACCGCCGUCCGCCAGCCAGACUUGACCAGCAGACCCCGUAGUCCUCCUGCUCCUCCGCCCCCCCCGCUGCCUCCGGGCCGCCCGCCGCCCCCGUCUCCUCCCCAGGAGCGAGGAGAGGAGGAGGAGGCGGGAGGGGGAGGAGGCGGGGCCACGGUGAUGAUGCCGUCGCCUCCGACGCCGCCACCGGGAGGAGGAGCAGGAGGCGUAGAAGGAGGUGGAGGAGGUGGUGACGACUGGGAGGACACUCCUCUACGCCAACUAGAAGCUGUGGAGGGAGACGAGAGGGAAGGAGCGAGGGCGCCAAGAGCCGUCGACAACCAGUACUCCUUCUUCUGAUGAAGAGGAGGAGGAAGAGGAGCAGGAGGAGUGUGUGUUUGUGUUCCAGUGUGUGUGAGCGGACGUGAGAUCGGAGGAGGCGGCGACAUCAUAGCCAUUCAUAACCAGUAUUUUUAUUUUGUUAGCGAGGAGGAGGAAGAGCAGGAGGAGGAGGAAGAGCAGGAGGAGGAGGAAGAGCAGGAGGAAGAGGGAGGAGGAGGAGGAGUACUAACACUAACCGAGGGAGAGAGAAGCUUCACUACACUAACUAGCGGUACAUGUGUCUUUAAUAUAUUUAGUGGGAUCAGCUCCUGAUGCUCAGCGUCUACGGAGGCCCAGAGGGGCCACACAACAACAACAACAACAACAACAACACGGGUUAUUUAGAGAUUCUUACUCAACGAGUCGCAGAAGUCACGGUUUUCAGAUUAGAUGAAAAAAUCGAAUUAUUUUAUUUUUUACUCUUUUAUGUUCUUUUUGUUUUGUGUGUUUUUGUUUAUUCUUGUUGUCGUAGCAACUGGUCUUUUUAUUUUUCACCGUUGUCCCAGAAAUCAUUUCAACCUCUGAAGUCACUUUAAACAUCAAACAUAUAUAAUCUAUAGUUGUUACUUUCAGACACACAAUUCAAUAAAAGAUAUUAUUUUUUAUAGUUGUUCUUGGUGUUAAUGAAGUUAUUAAAGAGCUUAAACAUCA